Messenger RNA from Ruditapes philippinarum (Manila clam), 1869 nucleotides. RefSeq names its product transketolase-like protein 2. Lineage: Eukaryota; Metazoa; Mollusca; Bivalvia; Venerida; Veneridae. Gene Ontology annotation, molecular function: transketolase activity; thiamine pyrophosphate binding. The record is from RefSeq and is a predicted model, not a curated record.
AAACGUAUUCAUUUAAAUAAGUUGAUUCAAUAUAAAUUUGUAAUUCAUUUCGUCUCAUACUAAGAUAGAUAUAUAUUAUUUUAAAUAAUGGUGGACUAUCAUGCACGAGGUUGUGAUACUAUGCAGUCUUUAAAGGACAUGGCAAACAAACUUAGAAUCGAUUGCAUCGACGCUACUCAAGCAAGUGAGUCUGGACAUGUGACAUCAUGUUCAUCUUCCGCCGAGAUCAUGUCCGUAUUGUUCUUCAAUACGUUACGAUAUGAUUUUGUUAAAUUCCAGAAAGACCCGAGGAGUGACCCGGUUUGUCAAUGUCAAAGGAAUCUAUUAAGGGAUGGAGGACUUGUUUUCAUUGGAGGGGACAUGCAGCCCCCAUUUUGUAAUGCGGCUUGGGCAGAAGGCGGGGUUAUUUCCCUGUGCGAAAAAGAUCUCCUGAAACUAAGGACAAUAGAUUGGAUCUGGAAAGGUCACCCCACCCCACGGCUGAACUUUGUUGAUGUAGCAACUGGGUCUCUUGGUCAGGGUAUUAGUAUUGCUGCCGGCAUGGCCUAUACGGGAAAAUACUUCGACAAGUACCGUGUCUAUUGUCUACUAGGAGAUGGCGAGAGUGCAGAAGGUUCAGUCUGGGAGGCAUUGGCGUUUUCUAGUUUUUAUAAGCUAGAUAAUCUAGUUGCCAUAUUUGAUAUAAACAGAUUGGGACAGUGCGGACCAACUAUGUUACAACAUAACGUGGAUGUUUUCAAAAACAGACUUGAGUCCUUUGGAUGGAACACAUAUGUGGUAGAUGGGCAUGAUGUAGAGGCGUUGUGCAAAGCCUUCCAUGAUGCUAAAUCUGUCAAAGGGAAGCCGACAUGUAUACUAGCGAAGACACUCAAAGGAAAGGGAUUCCCUGGCAUUGAGGACUCGCCGGGAUGGCACAGUAAAAUCCUUGGACCAAGGGCGGAGUCUGUUAUAAAGAUUAUCAAGGGAAGAAUGAACAGUCAGGGACCAUGGAAUCUUGGACCACAAUGCAUUACGGCCACUGUUCCUAAUGUAGAUAUUACAAAAGUAAUGUUAGCUGAACCGCCAAACUAUUUGAUGGGACAAGAGGUUGCGAUCAGAGUAGCCUACAAUGAUGCCGUGGUCAAACUCUCUAAAAACAAUCCUAGGGUGAUAGCACUGGACGGCGAAACAAACACUUCUACAUAUUCAUAUAUAUUCAAAGAUGCUUAUCCAGACCGUUAUGUAGAAGGUUACAUAGCAGAGCAGAAUCUUGUCGGGGUAGCAAUUGGCUGUGCUGCAAGGGACAGAAAUAUUGUGUUCUGCAAUGGUUUUGCUGCUUUCCUCACACGGGCAUUUGACCAGAUCAGAAUGGGAGCAAUUUCAUUGACAAAUGUAAACUUUGUCGGUUCACAUGCUGGUGUAUGCAUAGGAAAAGAUGGUGCUUCACAAAUGGCGAUGGAAGAUAUCGCAAUGUUUAGAUCUCUGCCAGACUCGACUGUGUUCUGUCCAAGCGACGCUGUUUCUAUGCAAAGAGCUACUGAGUUGGUCGCUGGUAUAAAGGGAAUAUGCUAUAUCCGGUCAAGCCGUACCGUAAUACCGGUUAUGUAUCGUAAUGAUGAAUUGUUUGAAAUUGGAAAAGCUAAGGUCGUUAGAAAAAGCGACAAUGACAAGGUUACGGUUAUUGGGUCUUGUGUAACACUAGUAGAGGCCAUGAAAGGCGAUGAGCUUGCUAGUAAAGGGGUCAAUAUCAGAGUUAUAGACCCUUUCACCCUGAAACCUCUCGAUACUGAAACAACUGCCAAUGCACGAGAAACUGGUGGUAACAUUAUCACUGUAGAGGACCACUACAUAUGGGGUUUGCGUUAUUUUAUUUCGUAUGUGAGAAGUUAG